UGCGAACGGAGUGGCAUCGUAGUACCCUUUUUUCCCCGGACCACGGCAACAACGCAGCAGUGAAGGAUAAAACCGACCGCGAAAACAACCAUUUUCCAGUUUGCGACCGCCGCCGGAGAGAGCCUUCUUCGCCGCAAGGAUUGCGAUGCGGGAGCCCCGGGUUUGACCGCAGACCGUGCGUCCGUGUGAACAGAGUGUCCUCGCCGUGCGUGAAGUGUGGAGUGUCCUCGUGCUGCAAAAUGUCGUCCACCAGCGAACAGCCGUGCGAGAGGCAGCUGGCGGCCGAGAUCGAGGCGCUGAAGGGUGCGCUGGCGGACAAGCACUCGCAGCUGCUGGCGAUGGAGAGCGCCUGCCUGCAGGAGAGCGACCGGCAGGUGGAGCUCGAGGACAGCAUCAUCGCGUGGCAGGACAAGUACGAGCGGCUGUACGAGUCGCACAAGCGCGUCCAGAAGCUGAACCAGAACCUGGAGGACAAGCUGCUGAAGCUGGUCGACCGGAACUCGGGCGAACGGGCCCAGCUGACUGGCGACGUGGCGACGCUCAGUGUCCGGCUGGCGCAGGCCAACUACAACAUCCAGAGCCUCAAGCGCGAGAUAGAACGCUACAAGACCGACAUCAGUGUGGCCAUCCAGCUGCUGCAGUGUAAGCCGGACAGCUUCGUCUCGCCAAAACUUUCCUCGCUUCCGAUCGAAAUUCAGUCAAAGGUCGCCACUUACAUGCGGCUCGAGACCAACUCGCACUCGGACUCGGAGGGCAGCACGAGCGGGGUCGGCGUGGCCACCGCCAACGCCUACCACGUCCUGCCGGCCUCCGACAGCCCUCCGCCGCUCUGCCCCUUUCCCCCCACCGCCAUGGUUUAUUCCAUGCGAGGGCUCGGUAAGUGUUAG
This is a messenger RNA of Anopheles bellator, 887 nucleotides long. Its product is annotated as tight junction-associated protein 1. NCBI's taxonomy places the organism in Eukaryota, Metazoa, Arthropoda, Insecta, Diptera, Culicidae. Bases 240 to 887 code for a protein of 215 amino acids. The transcript is spliced from 4 exons. The record is from RefSeq and is a predicted model, not a curated record.